GACCGUCCAGUAUUCUGGAUAGUUGAUACCAAUUGGUACCAGACUGCAGUGUUUAUACGAGCCCCCAACAAUUAUACCAAACAAAAUUCAAAUUGGAUAAGUUUACCAUGGAUUCAGGACACAAAAUGUGGAUUCCAUUCACAAUAAUUGUUUUUGCCAAUUGUUUUGUGGGAACUUCUGGCACAGAGUGUGUUGUGAACAGAUGCCCUGGUGAUGAAACCUGUUUCCAGAGAAACGUGCCUGGCCAGCCAGACUACGUUUGUGAAUGCACAAGGCCUUAUUUCCACGGAUACGAUUGCACUGAAACAUUUAACAACAGGGUGCUCCAGACUUGCUACGGCGAGGCCUGCGCGACCGGUUCCUACACCACCCCCAACUACGAGACCACAGGCUACGAGAACCGGGAAAAAAUCCUGGUGCUUCUCUACAUCCCAAGAGCAACAGAGAUCCGCUUCAGCUUCGACCCGGGCUUCCAGAUCGAGAGAAACGCUGAUGAACUAUUUGUUGGCAGAGGGUUGACUGUCCCUUACAACGACUUUGCAGAAGGCACUCAUUCUGCUCUUAUUCCUAAUCUGUACUUCUUUGAUGGGGUCGGUGCUCCCCAGCCGUUCAGCGUCUACAACGACACCGCUUUCAUCUUUUUUGAGAGUGACAGGCAAAGCACGUAUGCAGGAUUCAGGAUAUUUUGGAACGCCACUGUAGCGGACCCACCUCAAACAACUGAAGCGCCACCAACUGAAGCGCCACCAACUGAAGCGCCACCAACUGCAGAAGAUAUGGGAACUACAGAGUCAGCAGCCAGUGCGAUCGUUUUGCAAACAGGGCUGCUAACGACACUUCUCAUCAAUAUUGCUGUUGCCACUUUAGUUCACAUGUGAUGAAUUGAAAACUCCAAAGUUGUAUGAUGUCACAUGUUAAUGCAUAAAUGACUAAAUAAUCUUUAUACAAGUACUUAAUUUAAACAUUACAAAAUAAAUACAAGUACCCAGGUUCGUUUCAUUUACCAGAUUCAGUUUCUAGAAUUUAGUAAAUUUUUUGACUGAAAAAUGAUGUCAACCCAUUGUGCAAUGGAAUUUCUUGUCAACUAAACCGUAGCUGGGCUUCAGUUUACAAAAACAUUUAAAAAAAAUAAAUCGCUGUGCGAAAAAUUUGUUUUUCUUUAUUUUCUGUAGGUACGUGGACAUGUUUGAGAUUUUCAGUUCAGUUU
Patiria miniata (bat star) is the source of this 1207-nucleotide messenger RNA. RefSeq lists its product as uncharacterized. The transcript has 4 exons. Bases 108 to 878 code for a protein of 256 amino acids. The record is from RefSeq and is a predicted model, not a curated record. NCBI's taxonomy places the organism in Eukaryota, Metazoa, Echinodermata, Asteroidea, Valvatida, Asterinidae.